Aspergillus nomiae NRRL 13137 is the source of this 651-nucleotide messenger RNA. RefSeq lists its product as uncharacterized. The record is from RefSeq and is a predicted model, not a curated record. Bases 1 to 651 code for a protein of 216 amino acids. The transcript has a single exon. NCBI's taxonomy places the organism in Eukaryota, Fungi, Ascomycota, Eurotiomycetes, Eurotiales, Aspergillaceae.
AUGGAUUAUCCAAUUCUGGAAUUAUUUACUUCGCUCGUUAUUUCUACCACUGCCAUAGACAAUCAUCCCACCACACACGGCGCAAGCUGCGAAUUAAGCGAGAGCGACAUUAUAUUUGGAAUGAACGAUGGUCUCUUAGAAAUCAUAAAACGGAUAUCUUCCCUUCACCAUCGCUCCAGAACCGGGAAAGUGAACAACUCCACCACAAUUACGGAAGCUGUGGGCAUAUGGCAAGACCUAGCGACCUGGCAACCGCCAGAAUCUCUGCCCGGUGAACAAUACCAGGAGCUAUACGAUUCGUACACAUCUGCACUUUUUACUUGGCUCUACCUCAUCCUGCAUCCCGACAGUAUGUGCGACGAGAAGGUCCAGUCCAUGGUGGAACAAGGUGUGGUUGCCAUGUCGGCUGUCACGGUUCUCGAAUUGUCACCAUUUCUGCUCAUCCCUCUCUUCAUUCUCGGAUUGGCCAGUGUGCAGGACGAACACAAAGACUUUAUCAGCGGGCUGCUUGACCAUAUCGAAGAGCAUACCGCGUGUGAAGAGGUGGAAGUAUAUCGCACGAUGGUGGAACGCAGUUGGGAAAGCCAAGAUCAGGGAAUGCCGAGGAGCUGGGAGUGGAUCCAAUGGCAGGACGCGGGCCCUGCAGGAUGA